Messenger RNA from Effrenium voratum, 1959 nucleotides. Lineage: Eukaryota; Dinophyceae; Suessiales; Symbiodiniaceae. The record is from the annotation of a GenBank genome assembly.
AUGGCAGCAAUCCCUGGAGGUGCUCCGCCAGAUGAGCGAGAAUUCGUUGGAGGUGAACGCCUUCCACGCCAGCAGCGAGCCAUCCGCAGCUGCGGCGCGUGGGCGAGCGCGGUCGCCCUGCUGGCAAGCCUCAUGGAGGUCGCCGAUGCGGUUUGCUUCAACGCGGCCAUUGCCUCUUGCAGCAGUGGAGGUGGCUGGCAGAUGGCGCUGCACUUGCUGGGCGCCAUGGGGCAGCAGAUGCUGGAGCUUGGGGUCAACAGUUGCAACUCCGGCAUCAGCGCCUGCGGCCGAGCAGGGCAGUGGGAAGCUGCGCUGGCGGUCUUCUCCAGCAUGGCGUCUGAGAGGAUCAGCCGCACUGCGAUCAGCUUCAAUGCGGCUAUGAGCGCAUGUGAGAAGGCGACGUGCUGGGCCGGCGCGCUGGUCCUCUUCGAGCAGCUUGCGCUGCAGGAAGCGCCUGACGCGGUGGGCUACGGCGCUGCCAUCAGCGCCUGCGCCAAGGCAAGCGCCUGGGCCGCAGCGCUGGGGCUGCUGGGCGAAGCUGGUGCCAGGGCCUCCGGGAUCUGUUGGAAUGCGGCAAUCACAGCGUGCGAGAAGGGCGAGCAGUGGGAGCGCGCCUUGCUGCUCCUGUCCCGGAUGCCCGACUAUCAGCUCAGGCCUGACGUGAUCAGCUGCAACUCCGCCAUCAGCGCCUGCGAGAAGUCGAGCAGCUGGCAGUUGGCGCUGGCUUUGCUGCACAGUGCGCCUGAGACGGACAUCAUCAGCUUCAAUGCAGCGAUCAGUGCGUGCUCGAAGGGCCGCUUCUGGACGUUGGCGCUAGACCUUCUGGCUGCCUUGCCAGCCCGGCGCCUUCGCCGCGACGGCGUCACCUUCGCCGCCGCGGCAAAUGCCGCGGCGCCCUGGGCCGCGGCGCUGGCGCUGCGGACCGCGGCGGCGGUGGAUGGGGUGCCGCGCAGCACCGCCGGGGAGGUUCGGGCCAUCGAUGCUUGCGGGCAACAACACUGGCAGCACGCGCUGAACCUGCUGUUCCCUCCGAUGACGGAGGCGAACUGCUUCCAUGCGGCGUUGGGCGCCUGUGUGGGGCACUGGCAGCAAGCGCUGCAGGUGAUGUUCGAGAUGCAGCAGCUGCGUCUGCACAUCGGUGGCGUGUCCUGGGGCACAGUGCUGCGCGCCAUGCUCCUCGGAGGCGAAGAGGAGCUGGCUGCGAGGUACUCCGAGCAGCUCAGGCGCCAGUGCCUGGCCGAGCCGCUGCCGGAGCUGCCGGAGCCGGUGCUGCGUGAUGCUGGCCUUGAGGUCGUGCAAGGCAAGGGCGUGCUGGCGGUUUUGAAGCCAGGGAAUUGCACAAGCGAGAGUGUGCUGGAGCUCUUCUCAGCACGGCUGCGCGCGGAGUUGGCGUUGGUGUCUCGCCUGGACGCGGGCACCAGCGGAGUGCUGCCGCUGGCCGUGGGCCGCGGCGGCCGGCGCUGGCUGGAAGCCCAGUUCGGGGCGCGCCAGGUCCACAAAGAGUACAUCUGCCUUUGCGCCGGCGAGAGCUUUGGUGCAGAAGGCACUCGCUUCUCCAUAGACACGCCCCUGCUGCUGUCCAACAGCUGGCAUCAGUGCGCCCAGCCCCGCGUGGUUCCUUCUCCGGAGGGCAAAGAGGCGCGCACGGAGGUCGAAGUCCUUGAGAUGUUCGAUCCGCUUCGCGAGGACACGGAGGCCGUCAUGCUGUUGGCAGUGAGCCCGCUCACGGGCCGGACGCACCAGAUCCGCGCCCACUUGUCCAGCCUGGGGCGGCCUUUGGUGGGGGACCGCCUCUAUGGGGAUAAGUCCAGGCUCGGGUGCCGGGUCUUCCUCCACUGCCGGCGCCUGCGGCUGCUGGACCUCGCAGGGGUCUUCAAGGCGGAGUUCCAGCUGCCGGAGGCAGAUUCGACUCGUGACCUGCGGAAUGUCCUGGCCAAGCUGCGGGAAAAAGGGCGCUGA